AUGGAGCGGCUGAAAGCACUGGCGGAGCCCAAGCGGAAGAAGCCCUGGAAGGCCAGUGCUGUGCCGCCCCUGGAGGCGGAGGCCCCAGAGGCGGAGGCCACUGCACCUGGAGGCGAAGCCGAGAAGCCGAAGGAGACUAAGGAGACGAAGCCGAAGCCCAAAGCGAAGCCCAAGAGUCAACCGAGGACCAGCCUCAAGGCUUUGGCCAAUGCUGAGCGCGCGGCCAAGGCGAAGCUGGAAGCGGCGGAAGCGAAGACAGAUUCGACCAAGCGUUCAAAACCAUCGGGGAGAGGCCUUGCACCGGCACCAGCGAGUCCCAGUUCGCGGUCGCCCACCUCGGCGCGCUCGGCGAAGACGGAGAAGUCCGUCGCGUGUUCACCGACGGGGAAGGAGGUGAAGGACGUUUGA
Messenger RNA from Durusdinium trenchii, 408 nucleotides. NCBI's taxonomy places the organism in Eukaryota, Dinophyceae, Suessiales, Symbiodiniaceae. The record is from the annotation of a GenBank genome assembly.